Salarias fasciatus (jewelled blenny) is the source of this 1361-nucleotide messenger RNA. Its product is annotated as homeobox protein otx5-like. The coding region runs from base 368 to 1258 and encodes 296 amino acids. Gene Ontology annotation, biological process: regulation of transcription by RNA polymerase II; multicellular organism development. Gene Ontology annotation, cellular component: nucleus. The record is from RefSeq and is a predicted model, not a curated record. Gene Ontology annotation, molecular function: DNA-binding transcription factor activity, RNA polymerase II-specific; RNA polymerase II cis-regulatory region sequence-specific DNA binding. The transcript has 3 exons. NCBI's taxonomy places the organism in Eukaryota, Metazoa, Chordata, Actinopteri, Blenniiformes, Blenniidae.
GCUGCUUGUUUGACCAGAGGAAGCGGUCAGCAUACUCCUUAAUUGUGCUGUAUUUUACGCUUCGGGCAGGAACAGGUGUCAAGGCGCGUGGACGCACAGCACCGAGUCAGGUAGAGGCUGUAAAGCAUAGGGCCGCCACGGAAAUCUGAAAAACAACAAGUAGGUGACAAACAAGGCAGGGGAAAGAAAAGAAAUACAUAGAGAGGGAAAAACAAAGAGAGAGAGGGAGAGAGAAAGAGAGAGAGAGAGAAAGAGAGAGAGAGAGAGAGACACCCCCUAGAGACUAGUCGAGAGACCCGGCCCCCGGCCUGAGAGAAGGAGAGAGAGAGUGAGGGAGUGAGGGAGUGUUUUAAAGCCGGCAGGAGGCAUGAUGUCCUACAUUAAGCAACCCCAUUACGCCGUGAACGGGUUAACGCUGUCCGGCCCCGGCAUGGAUCUGCUCCACACCGCCGCCGUUGGAUAUCCCAGCACCCCACGUAAACAGCGUCGUGAACGCACCACAUUCACACGUGCGCAGCUGGACAUCCUGGAGGCUUUGUUUGCCAAAACACGCUACCCAGACAUCUUCAUGAGGGAGGAGGUGGCCCUCAAGAUCAACCUGCCAGAGUCUAGAGUCCAGGUCUGGUUCAAGAACCGUCGUGCCAAGUGCCGCCAGCAGCAGCAACAGAGCACAGGUCAGUCCAAGCCACGGCCCCCAAAGAAGAAGGCCUCCCCCACCCGCGAGGCCAGCGCCGAGGCCAGUGCCAACCCUACCAACGGACCCUACAGCCCUCCGCCGCCUCCACCAGGCACCGCCAUCACGCCCAGUUCCAGCUCUGCCAGUGCCACAGUGUCCAUCUGGAGCCCGGCCUCCAUCUCCCCGCUGCCAGACCCCCUGUCCGCCUCCACCACCCCCUGCAUGCAGCGCACCACCACCUACCCGAUGACCUACACCCAGGCCCCGGCAUACAGUCAGAGCUACGCAGGCUCCUCCUCCUACUUCACCGGCCUGGACUGCAGCUCCUACCUCUCCCCGAUGCACCCGCAGCUGUCGGGCACCGGCGGUGCCCUGAGCCCCAUCACAGCCUCCUCGAUGGGGGGGCCCCUCAGCCAGUCCCCCGCCUCACUUUCCUCCCAGGGCUACACAGCCGCCUCGCUGGGCUUUGGGGCCGUCGACUGUCUAGACUACAAAGACCAAGCUGCCUGGAAGCUCAACUUCAAUGCUGCUGACUGUCUGGACUACAAAGACCAGAACUCCUGGAAGUUCCAGGUCUUGUAAAUAACAGAAAUUGGGUUUUGAGGAUGGAAGGAGAAUGGGGGACGAAGUAGGAAAAUUGAAACAAAAUCGAAGUAUAGUGAAGGACCCAAGAUUUUUUUUUUUU